AUGGAGACAAAUGAUGAAUUAGAUAUUGAUAAACUUGUUCAAUAUGAACUUGAUGCACUUAUACUUGAUGAUUCAAUUGAUGAUGUUAUUGAUGAUAAUCCAAUUGAUACAAACGAAAUAGAAGAUGAACAAAUAAUAAAUGAAACAAGACGAAAUUUAGAACGUGAAAUGCAUGAAAGAUUAGCAGCAUUUGAAAAUGAAGUUAAAGUUAAUCUUAAACGAUAUGAAAUUGAUUAUUCAGAAAUAGAUGAAUUAUUACAAAAACCAAUUGGUCAAUAUGAAAAUGAUAUUGAAACAAAUGUUGCACGAGAAUGUGGAAUCGAGCGAGAAGAAGUAGAACGAAUUUUACAUAGUAUCAAUGCUGAAGACCCACCAUUAGAUUCAAUAAUUGAUUCAGAUUCAACAGAAUAUGAAGAUCCAAAAAUUGAAAUAAUAAAACAGAAUAUACCAAUCAUUGAUACUGAUAAAUCAGUCGAAUUGACACCUCGAAAAGAAGAAGAAGACCCGAAUAAAAAAAUAUAUGAUGAACGUCUUGCUGAGUCUCAUCGUCGUAUGUUUGAUGAAUUAGCAUUACUUGAACAACGACGAAAAGAAGAAGAAGAACGUUAUGCUAUUGUACUUCAAGAGCAACAAGCAUGCCUAGCUGAAGAAUAUCGUCGUUUACAAGACACCUUAGAUGAAAGUGCACGUCAGACUUUUAAUGAAAAACUGCAAUUUGAAACCUUAUGUCGUGAACAAGAACGUUUAACCCAUGAACGACACAACAAAAUGGCAACUAUUAUUCAAGCAUGGUAUCGAGGAAAACGUAUUUAUCGUCAAUAUCAUGGAGAAAUAAUAAAGCGUGUAGCGCCAAUAUUAAGAACAAUCGCUAAAAGACGUAAGAAAAAAGAGCAAGAAGUUUUAGCUAAUGCUGCUAAGUUAGCAAAAAUUCAAGAAGUAAAUAUGAUUGAAAAAGAAAAUGAUCAUAAAAUAGAAACAACUUCAAUACCAUUACCAACAAGCGAUCGUAUAUCAUCUCCAUUACCAGAAGCUGCUAAUAAAAAAUUAAAUCAACCACAGAAAACUGUACCAUUAACAGAAACAAAAGAAAUAGUUCCAUCAAAAGAAAAUUUAGUUAAAAAGAAGAAAAUUCAACAAAAAUCACAAACUGUAUCAAAACAAAGUUCAAGCUCGUCAUUACCAACAACUGAAAUUGUUCAACUUGAAAAUCCAAUUGAUUUUAUUCCAACCAUUAUUCCAGAACAAAGAACUAUUUCAUCACCUCGUAAAAUUCAUGCAGAAAAUAAUAAUAAUGCAAGUGAUAUUCAUCAAAUAUCUUCAUCGAUUCAAACAAAAGAACAACGACCAAAAUCAUCAAAUAAACGUCAACAUUCAGCUAGAACUGAACGAACACAAAUUUCAAUUACUACGAAUGACUUACCUCCAACAAAUAAAAAUAUUUUCACUACUGAACAAUUCAAUAUGACUCCAAUCGAAUCUAAUAGUUCCUCAAUGUCAAUAACACGAUCGAAUACAUUUGAAAAAAAUCCUGGAAGUCCAAGACCAUCAAUUGAAAAUAUUCACAUUCAGGCAAAAUCAAUAAAUCGAUCUGAUACAUUUCACAAAGAAACCGAAAACUUUUCACCAACACCAAUUGAAAGUACUUCAGUGAUUAAAUCAAUAGAUACAGUUCCAUCACCAUCUAUAAAUCGAUCGGAUACAUUUCACAAAGAAAUAGAAAGUUUUGCACUAUUACCAAUCGAAAGAACUUCAGUCGUUCAAUCAAUAGAUACAGUUCCAUCGUCAUCCAUAAAUCGAUCGGAUACAUUUGUUAAUAAAUUCGAAAAAUCUCCAUCACCACCAAUCGAAACAACUCCACAACAUCAAUCUAAUACAUGUAAUAAUAAUUCUCAAAGUAUUUCAUCAACAAAUGAACGAAUAUCAGUUAGAAAAUCUCUAGAUACAUUACCUAUAGAUCAUUCAUUGAUAUUAAAACAAUCUGAAAUAAUCUCAGUCAAACCUGAUAUUCCUUCAACACCAAGAAUAUCAACUCCUCGUAAAACAUCCAAAGAAGAACAACAUUCAACUAAAAUAACAAAUACAUUUUUAAACGAAGCUCGUCGUUGGGCUCAACAUACUCGUGAAAUAACUUAUUCUAAUCUAAUUGUUUCGAAUGAAGAAACAAAUCAACAAAUACCAACACGUAAAACAGGUAUUACACUUCGAAAAUUACCUGAUAUUGAUUCUCAAAUACUAAUAAAAGCAGUUAAAAAUCAAUCUUCAAAAGAGAUUCAUUAUUUACUUCUUGAACAAAUUCUCACACCAUGUUCAUUAUCUUUAAUUGGUACAAUGUAUUCAAAUUUAACUCAUCUUAUUCUUCGUCAAUGUAAGCUUGUUCAACUUAUUGGUCUUGAUUCAUGUACAUUACUUACUGUUCUUGACAUAGAAGGUAAUUGGCUUGAACAAAUACAUAUUCAAUUAAAUCAUUUAGAAUAUUUAAAUAUGUCACGAAAUCGUAUAACAUCAUUACUUUCAAUAAAUACUCCAUGUUUAAAAUAUCUUGAUGUAUCAAAAAAUCGUUUAACACGUUUAAAUGGACUUGAAACAUUAUCGAAUUUAAAUAUUCUUCGUGCAACAAGUAAUCAAUUAUUAACAACAAUUGGUUUACAAGGUUGUACAAAUUUAUUAUAUAUUGAUGUGUCGGAUAAUCAUCUUGUUGAAAUGGAACAAGUUGAUCAAUGUCCAUUAUUAAUAACAAUAAAAGCUAAUUCAAAUGCACUUAUACAAAUACCAAAUUUAUAUAAUACUAUUUUAUUAAAUGAACUUGAUCUUUCAUCUAAUAGUUUAACAUCAUUUGAUGAAUUAUCUAUUGGAUCAUGGUUACCAUAUUUAACACAUUUACGUUUAUCAAAUAAUAAUUUACAAGAAUUAUCAUCUAUUAAAUUACCAUCAUUAAUUGAAAUUGAUUUAGCAUUUAAUCAAUUAUCUGAUGUAUCAAUGUUAAAACGGUUUCUAAAAACAUGUCCAUCAUUAUGUCGAAUUAAUUUAGAACAAAAUCCAGUUCUAUGCGAUAUAAAAGAUUCAUCUUUAAUUGAAGAAAAAUCUUCUAGAAAUCCAAUAUCAAUUUUACCCCAAUCAUUAAAUGAAAAAUCAUCACAAUCAAUUCAAUUAUAUUUAAAUUUUCUUUCAAAUAUAACUUCAAUGUUUAUUAAACUUCGUCAAACAAUUGAACAAUAUCAAAUUGAACCAAUUCAUUUAAUAAACUCAAUUCAUAAUCGAUGUCAACAAUAUUAUGAACAAAAAAUCAUAGAACCUAUUGAAAUUUCUGAACCAAUUCUUCCGGUUACUAAUGAUAUUAAAAAUAUAUCAGUAGAAGAACAAUCUAUUAUUCGAUUACAAGCUCAUUGGCGUCGUCGAUUAAUUGAACGAAAUUUAUCACUAAAAUGGCGAGCAGCUCAAAAGAUACAAGCUCAUUGGCGUGGUUAUGCAGUACGACAACGUAUGCGUUCAGUUCGACAUUUAUUUAGUCAACAACAACCACAAACAUUUGAUGAAAUUGAUUUAACUCAAUUUGAUUUUGAUGAAGCAGCUUUUGAUGCACGUUUUCAACGACCACGUACACCAUCUGCUCGUGUUCGGCAAGUUUGGCAACCUCAACCUCAAAUCUUUUCAAAAACUACGACUAUAACAGAAUUACUUCGUCCAAAUUCAUCACGUUCAUCAUCAGCAGCUUCAUCACGUGCUAAACCAUUAAUAGAACCAUUAUCUAUACAAGCUCGAACUGAUCUUAUUACAAAUGAAUGGGGUUUUGCACCAUCAAGUUCAACAGCAGCAUUAAUGUUAAAACGUGCUGAAAAAAUGAAAUGGAAUGCCGAACGAAAACAUAAACGAGAACAUUUGGAUGCUUAUCAACGUUUACAAAAAGCACGUCAAAAUGAACAACCACCUGGUUCAUUAAGAUUGGCUCGACGUCAACCAACAUUAACCAAUACUACUACCAAACCGAUUGUACAGACAAAAACUUUAUCUCCUCCUUCUACCGGUCAAUCUCGUUCAAAUCGUGUUUUUCAAUGGGUACAUACUCAAGUUGCACGAUUCGAUGAUUCUUCAUUGGAAAAUAUUCAUACUCCAAGAAAUGAACCUAAACGUUUACCAAGUCUUGAUGGUUCAACUGAUUCAAUGAAUCGAAUGCGUUCAAAUGAAACUUUACAACAGCAACAACAACAACAGCGAUGGUCUUCUUCAACAGUGUCUGUUCGUCAACCACUACCAUUAUUACCACCUAUUAGUGGACAUUUACCACACCUUUAG
This is a messenger RNA of Rotaria sp. Silwood2, 4290 nucleotides long. NCBI's taxonomy places the organism in Eukaryota, Metazoa, Rotifera, Eurotatoria, Philodinida, Philodinidae. The record is from the annotation of a GenBank genome assembly.